GAGAAUAGACCAACCAUGUUAGAGUACAAACCAGACCUUACAGAGAACAAAUCUAAUGCCCCUAAUACACAAACUCUCAGCCCACGGAACCCACAGAAUAUCAAACGGGAAGACAAUCCAUUACUUGUACAUCAAACCCAGGCAUCCGGCCCAGUGCAUCGUGACAGAGCUAAGAAGAAGCAGGGCAGAAAGACAAAGAGGACUGAGGAAGAAUUAGGGAGCAAUGGCAUAACCAGAGGAAGAGACUUCUAUGAGGAAUGUGUCGAAAUGAGCUCUAGCCUAGAAACAAUCCCAAACAAGAAAAUCUGGUUCAAAGUACACAAGCAGGAGAGACUAGCCGUACAGGAGCGUAUUUCACACGGCCACAGUGCUGGUGGCGGCUCUACCUCUGAGCUGGAGCUGAGUGAGGAGAGUGAUAGCGGGCUGAACGACCCUGAUAAAGGAAUGGGUCCUAAUAAGUCAACUGAAAGGACAGAAGAAAUCAGUAAAGAAGAAGACCUACAAAAACAGAUAGAGUCGUAUAGUAGAAAUGUACCCGUGAAAUGA
This is a messenger RNA of Alosa alosa (allis shad), 546 nucleotides long. RefSeq lists its product as uncharacterized. Bases 16 to 546 code for a protein of 176 amino acids. The transcript is spliced from 5 exons. NCBI's taxonomy places the organism in Eukaryota, Metazoa, Chordata, Actinopteri, Clupeiformes, Clupeidae. The record is from RefSeq and is a predicted model, not a curated record.